UCUAUUCACACACAGUGAGUGCAACAGACACGCACACAAACACACACACUCUGGCCUGCUCGCCUUCCAAGGCCGCACAUUCCCUAAAUGAGGAACGUCGUGAACCACGAGGGCAGAUUUUUGUCCUUCCUUGAAAUUUCACACCCUCGAUGACUACUUUGGCUGAAGCGAAGACGUCAUGGCAAAAGUGGAUGGACUCUAUGUCGGAAUAUUAACAGCGCUGGCCUUGUGUGAAUUGUCCUUGGCCAACUGGAACACCACCAGCGAGGCUGUCAAUCAAACGGAGGCCCCUUGCCGUCACCGUGGCAAUGGAGACAACUGCACAGUGUUGGUGUGUGUGUGUGUGUGUGCUUGUGCCAUACCCGCAGCGCUGGCCUUGUGUGAAUUGUCCUUGGCCAACUGGAACACCACCAGCGAGGCUGUCAAUCAAACGGAGGCCCCUUGCCGUCACCGUGGCAAUGGAGACAACUGCACAGUGCCUACCACGGACACGGGACAGUGGAAUGGACACUUUAGCAAGUGUCCACAAGAACUCAACCACUACUGCAUCCACGGGGAGUGUCGCUUUGUUAAAGACCAAAAGGCGCCAUCCUGCAGGUGUCAGCGUGGCUACGUCGGCUCUAGAUGCGAAUAUGUGGACCUGGACUGGCGGAGAGGAGAGAGGAAGCAGAUGAUCAUCGUUUGCGUCAUCGUGGCACUUAUUGUCCUCAUUCUUCUCCUUGUGUUCGUCUUUGUCUGUUCACAUCGCAGGUUAAGAUGUUGCCGGAAAAGGGGACGGCGGCGGGAGGAACCGAGGAACGGGACUGAGAAACUCAAGAUGAUGGACACCAAUGCGCAUCCCUUAACGCCAGUCUCAGGGGAGCCUCUAACCAACAAUGACGUUUGACGGGAGUGUUUGCGCUUCUCUACCUGUCUGGGAAACAACAGUUCAGAUGUUGUCCUGUCGGAUGCACAGGCGUGCUGAAGUCCAUCCCUCUGGGCUGGUCCGAACUGAGUCCUUCCUAACGGUGAGAAAUCUCUGGACAUGAUGGAGGACAUUCAAAUGGGAAGUCUACAAAGUCUGGGACCUUGAGAGAGAGAGAGACCCAAGAAGAUACCUAGUUGGAUUAAAGGUAAACACAAGACUGAGAUUAUCUCUCACGGGAAUAUGCUGGAUUUAUUGAGAGAGCUACCGGCGGUUGCGGCCUGUUGACAGCCGCCAACGCUGGAUCACUGC
This is a messenger RNA of Hippocampus comes (tiger tail seahorse), 1216 nucleotides long. It is a transcript of the gene btc, whose product is annotated as betacellulin, epidermal growth factor family member. NCBI's taxonomy places the organism in Eukaryota, Metazoa, Chordata, Actinopteri, Syngnathiformes, Syngnathidae. The record is from RefSeq and is a predicted model, not a curated record. The transcript has 6 exons. Gene Ontology annotation, molecular function: epidermal growth factor receptor binding; growth factor activity. Bases 179 to 886 code for a protein of 235 amino acids. Gene Ontology annotation, biological process: positive regulation of cell population proliferation; positive regulation of mitotic nuclear division; epidermal growth factor receptor signaling pathway.